AUGAAUCCAUCAAAUUGUUCACCAUUACUCGUUCACAAAAUGUUUCAAUCAUUAUUGUCCAAUCCAACUUCGGACUCUUCAAAUAUGUCUCAUCAAAGAUUAUCUGCAUCAACAACAACACAAACUUUAACAUCACCUCCUGCAAAAAAUUCUAUUCGAUAUAUUGAAAAUGAUCAAAAUGGUCGUCGAGAAAAAUAUGAUGGUUAUCGUUGGAGACUUGUUUGUACAUGGAAUACAUAUGAAUGUACAAAUAUUGCUUGUAGUUAUCAAUUCUGUACUAAACAUAAUGCAUUACGACGAAAUAAAGAAUUACCAAAAAGAAAACGAAAACCAUUAAUAACCCAUUCAUCAUUACCGAUCAUGAAUCAAAACAAUCAUAAAAAUGUGCAUGAUGAUGAUAAUGAUAUUGAAAUUCUUGAAGAAUAUUGUAAGAAUCCAACUACUCGUCGUUCUAUGAACAGUAAUAUUAAAGCAGAAGCUUCUGAUUUUAAUGUAUUUUCUGUGGACACUCUCAAUGAUACUGAUGCAUUUAAUACUGUUAAAUCAGAACCACGGGUUUCAACAAGUUAUCCUGUGGCUACACAUAAUGAUAUUGAAUAUAUUACCUCAACAACUCGUGCCAAUGGAUUGAAUGUUGCAGAAUUAGUGUCAAAAAAUAUUCCACCAUUAACCGAAUUUGAAGAAGAAUUUAUUGCAAUUCGUCUAAUGGAAAAAUUCCGAACAACUUGUCUGAUGCUUGAUGCACAACUUUUUUUACAUAAUGAAGCACUUGCUGUUGUGAAAAAAAAUUAUCGACUAAAGAUGGAUACAGUUGCACCGGAAUACUUCUAUGAUUUUCUUCUUCGUCAUCCUCGUGUAGCACUUCAUUAUAGCAAUUGGUUUUUACGAUGUAAACCUAUACCACCAACAACUGGAUGUCCAAUUGAUACAAAAGUAUGGACAUUAAGUAUGAUUGUACGAGGUGCAAUGGCAUCUGAUAGUAUGAAUGAUGAAUACGCUGAAUAA
Molecule: messenger RNA, 1005 nt
Organism: Rotaria sordida
Lineage: Eukaryota; Metazoa; Rotifera; Eurotatoria; Philodinida; Philodinidae
Source: the annotation of a GenBank genome assembly